Bursaphelenchus xylophilus (pine wood nematode) is the source of this 3324-nucleotide messenger RNA. NCBI's taxonomy places the organism in Eukaryota, Metazoa, Nematoda, Chromadorea, Rhabditida, Aphelenchoididae. The record is from the annotation of a GenBank genome assembly.
AUGAAUAUAACCGAAACAGACAUAAUCUGGUUGAACCGAGUACUCGGCGACUUCCAUUGCUGGCUGUUUAUGGCAGUUACAGUAUUGACCAUCUACUUCUUCUACAGGUUGAUUGGUGUAAAGCGCGUUCAUGCCAAUUUUCGAAUUGUUCUGGUAAGCCUCCAAUCUACAUACUUCAAAUAAAAACGUUUUCAACGUUUCAGUGUUGUGCUGCCGGAUCAUUCCUAGUGUUCAGUGGAACCCGACUUCUCAUCCAUUUUCUACUUGAUUGCACGGCACAGCUCGAAGACCGAUACGUCAUAAAUAUAGCAUGCACACUAUUAAGCACUCUACAUACGGUCAGUGCGAUGAGUUCAGCAUUAUGUAUGAACUGCUUGGCUAUUGAACAACAUCUUGCAACCACCUGGGUUAACGAAUACGAGAACAAAUCCACUCGUGUUGGCAUGAUACUACUGCUCAUUGUGGUAUGUCAAACGCUCGUCCGAACUCAAAAUUUCAGGCGCUACAAUCCGUUCCGACUGGUUGUUUUAUCAACUGGUGGUAUCUUGGAAAGGAAUACGAUUUCCGUACUUCGAAAGAGAGUUGCAUUCCAAUAGAAUUACAUUGGGAACUUGCGAUGCUCUGUUAUUGUGCGUGUUUUAUCAGUUGUAUGAUUUGCUCAGUGGUAAGUCGUCUUGACGGACAUAAUAUCUUACAUAGAUACAAUCCAAUUCCGGUAAAACGUAGCUAGAUUUCUUCGCUUUGGUCGGCCACGACCACUUACUUUUACACUGCUGGACAAAAUGAUAUGCUCACCGCAAUUUUGCGCUGGCAAUUUGUUCAUAGCAAAUGAAUUGCAAAAUUGCGGUGAGCAUAUCAUUUUUUCCAGCAGUGUAUGUUGCGAAAUACCUAAAAAAAAUGCGGUAUUCUUGUCAAAUUUCUACCUAAAGAUCGGGUUUUCAGUGGCUAGUCUGUCUUCACCGUUACAAUGCCGUCAGGACAAAGAACCGGCUUAACAUGAAAAGCCUGAGCGCACGUUUUCAACAAACUGAAAACGAGAAUUCCAACAAGUCCAUCGCACCGUCGCUUAUUGGCUAUAUGGUUCUCGGAUUGGUAGGGCUAUUUCUCUCGGAAAUGAGGCGAAGACUGGUUUUAAUCUAUGGGGAAUAUGGUGCGUGGCCCAAAUUGACUACACAAGUGAGUUCGUGGGGGUUCAAAAUGAGCCGAUCAUUAUCAGCGGCAGUAGAUAAUUAGUUGCAGUCUGUAAAAUGGGUAGACAAAAGUAUUAGGGUGAACCAAAAUUUUUUUCCGAUUUUUAGGUGUCUUUUUGUCCAAAUGUUUUUGUACAAAAUAAAGACUUUUAGAUGAAUGUAUUAUACAUAUUUUUAAAGGUCUUGAGCUGCUUUAUCAUAAUGUAUAUUAAAACUUUUAAUUGGUCUUUUAUUUAAAAUCUUUUAAGCUGUAGAAAAAACAUGGAAAAAUCCGAAAUUCGUGUUUUUUUACGUCAUUACUGAAAACAAGGCUUCAACGCAACUGCAGCAGCAAAGAAGAUAAGCGAAGUUGAAGGCUACAAUGUAGUCUCAGAUCUUACUGCGCGAUUGGUUCAAACGAUUCAACGACGGCGACACGGACCUCGAGGGCAAGACGUCUUAAAAAACAAUUUUGAAGGCGUAAUUCACUUCGAGUUGGUUCCGAAUGGUCGGACUAUCGACGCAGACCUCUGCUACACUCCACUCGAUCAAAUGUAAUCGACACUUGGCAAAAAAUAUCCCGCUUUGAUCAAUCGAAAGCGCGUACCCCUGCAACAAGACAACGCAAAACCUCGCACCGCCAAACAAACGAAGGAAAAAAUCAAAACUCUCGACGCCAUUGAACUUCUUCCACAUCCAGCGAAUAGUCUGCACAUUGUGUCAUACGACUAUCACCUUUUCCGCUCCAUGGCACACUUUCUGCGUGGUCGUAGCUUCAAUGAUCGGGACGAUGUCGAAAACGGGUGCCGCGAGUUUUUCGCCUCUAACAAGGGCUCGGCAAAACCUCGUCCCCUGGUUUUUUCUUGAAACAUAUACCAUUUGAAAGAGCGUAAAAAACUGGUCUAGAAGCGACUUUUAUUAGCUGCUAUUAUCCACUUACGCGCUGGCUAGCGAGAAUUUUUUAGUUCUAGGCUAGUCUCACCCUUCAUUUGAGAAAACAAACGCGAUCGGUUUUAAAAGCAAACAGAAGCAGUGCUUCGGUGGCCUAGUGGGGAAAGGCGCUGCUCAAGGACCUGCGAAGCGGGUUCGAAUCCUCUUUUGAAUUUUUUAAUUUUUCUGGCUAAUAUGGAACAAAUAGAGUCAGAAAGUUAUGUUUAAUUUUUGACUAGACUUUUGUGUAUACUCAGGUCCAUUUUAAAAGAAAAAACUACAACUUUUUCGUUUUUUUUUAUUUUGGCCUCUUUGACCUUGUAGUGGGACAUCCUGGGUGGUUGAAACUUUCGAAGGCUUUCAUAUUUUUAUUAUACUAGGAAUGCCCGCUAACGGAAAGUACGUAAAAAUUGAGUCUGAAAACAUCAUACAUGUUUGGAACAUCUUCGUUUGUCUUGAGUUACAGGACCUAAAACAUCGCGCAAUCACUCAUUGAGUACAUCAACCUGAAUGUCUCAAACUCAGAAAACCUUUUGUAUUUUUUUGACAUAGGUUGAAGCUUCAACCUCAUAAAUGACUAAUAUUUAUAUGAAAAGUGAUUAUUCGAUCUCGUUCACGUCUCAGAAGCAAAGAGUUCCAAAAUCCAAUUUGGAAAUUUUAAAAAAUGCCCGCUAGCCAGCCCGUAAGUGGAUAAUAGCAGCUAAUUUAAGGUGAUCCUAGACCAGUUUUUUACGCUCUUUCGAAUGGUAUAUGUUUCAAGAUAAAACCAGGGGACGAGGUUUUGCCGAGCCCUUGUAAGAACAAGGAGUGGUACCGUAGCGGAAUCGAACAACUUUCCCAUAGAUGGGCUCAAGCCAUAGAUUCAAAUGGCCUUUACUUUGAAACUUAACUGGUUUUCAUUUGUUGUAAAAUUAUGUUCAAAGCUUUAAUGAAAAAUCGGAAAAAAAUUUUGGUUCACCCUAAUAAAUUGAUCUGUACUGCAAUACUUCAAAAACAAUACCUUGCAUUUCAGAUUGGAUACAUGGCCGUUGACUUCUACGCCCUUCACCACAUGUUCUGCUUCAUGUGUUUCAACAAUGCAAUGAGAAGUUUGGUUGUUCGAGACAUUGGCCGACUUUUUGGGGCUUCUGUUACUGCCAAUUGCCGGCACAACUCAAUUCAGCCUGAAAAAAGUGGCGCCGAAACGGAGACAUAUUUCAAACAAUUCGACGCUGCUUGGAGCUGA